Molecule: messenger RNA, 3303 nt
Organism: Pseudophryne corroboree (corroboree frog)
Lineage: Eukaryota; Metazoa; Chordata; Amphibia; Anura; Myobatrachidae
Gene: PDK4
Product: pyruvate dehydrogenase kinase 4
Exons: 12
Coding region: 288-1502 (404 amino acids)
Biological process (GO): protein phosphorylation; regulation of glucose metabolic process
Cellular component (GO): mitochondrion
Molecular function (GO): pyruvate dehydrogenase (acetyl-transferring) kinase activity
Source: RefSeq, a predicted model, not a curated record
UGUGCGGGGUAAACAGAGUAGCGCGAGGACUGGGACCGGCCGGGUGCGGGCUCUGAGGUGACGUGACACAGUGUGCACAGUGGACAGUCAUACAGUGCCCAUGUGUCACAGCGACCUGGGGUUGCAUCAUACCGAGGAGCAGAGGCAGCAAUAGUGCCUCAUCCUGUCCUGCUCUAGCCGGCUGCCGGACACUGAGCCUCUCCGGCCAUCUGCUGCUGCGUGACACUGACCAUCAUCCCAUUGUCCUGCUGUGCAAGAGGUGACAUUGCCCGUUGCGGUACCUCAGGAUGAAGUUCGCCAGGUUCCUGCUCAAACAUGCCGCUCUGGCGAAUGCCCCCAAACAGAUAGAGCGAUUCAGCCGCUUCUCACCGUCUCCUCUAUCCAUGAAGCAGUUCAUUGACUUUGGAUCAGCCAAUGGAUGCGAGAAGACUUCUUUUGUUUUCCUGCGACAAGAGCUACCUGUAAGGCUGGCCAAUAUAAUGAGGGAAAUCUACAUCCUGCCGGACCCCCUACUCGGGACCCCAUCUGUACAACUUGUACAGAGCUGGUAUGUCCAAAGCUUGAUGGAGCUAAUAGAAUUUGUGGAAAAGAACCCAGAAGACCAGAGGGUUUUGUCUGACUUCACGGAGGCGCUGGUGACCAUCCGUAACCGUCACAACAACGUCGUUCCCACCAUGGCCCAAGGAGUCAUCGAGUACAAGGAAGCCUUCGGGGUGGAUCCGGUGACCAAUCAGAACGUCCAGUACUUCUUAGACCGUUUCUACAUGAGCCGUAUCUCCAUCAGGAUGUUAAUUAACCAGCACACCCUUCUGUUUGACGGAGGAACUAACCCUGCCCACCCGAAGCACAUUGGUAGUAUUGACCCCAACUGUGACAUACUGGAAGUAGCGCAUGAUGCCUUUGAGAAUGCCAAGAUGCUAUGUGACCAGUAUUACUUAGCUUCCCCUGAGCUGAAAGUAGAACAGACAAACGGAAAAGCACCUGGGCAGCCCAUAAGUAUGGUCUACGUUCCUUCUCAUCUCUACCACAUGCUGUUUGAACUCUUCAAGAACGCCAUGCGGGCCACUAUUGAGAGUCAUGAGGACAGCCCUUCUCUGCCACCUGUUAAAGUCAAUGUCGUCCUAGGAAAAGAAGACCUUACUAUUAAGAUCUCGGACAAUGGAGGAGGUGUUCCUUUAAGAAAAAUUGAACGUUUGUUUAGCUAUAUGUAUUCCACUGCGCCACGGCCUAUGAUGGACAAUUCACGCAAUGCGCCACUGGCUGGUUUCGGGUACGGUUUGCCAAUCUCUAGGCUUUAUGCAAAGUACUUUCAAGGGGAUUUAAUGCUGCAUUCGAUGGAAGGCUUUGGGACCGAUGCCGUAAUAUACUUAAAGGCAUUGUCAUCGGAGUCUAUUGAGAGGUUGCCGGUCUUCAACAAGUCUGCGUGGAAACACUAUAAGAUUUGCAUGGAAGCCGACGACUGGUGUAUUCCAAGCAGAGAGCCAAAGAACCUGGCGAGGUAAGAAGAUGUCCCGGAGGUUUGCCGAGGAGCUGGAGAAAGGGAUGAAGCACUAAUUGCACAGGACUAUUACCUGCAAGUGUUAUGUAGCCAGGAGGUGAGAGGCAAACUGUACUGUACUGUACUGCGCUGGCGCUGGCCGGGGAUGCAACACUGAAGACUGACGAGCCAGUCCAUUGUCACAAGAAGAUGGAAACUUCGUAGCUAGUAGUUGUAUAUCUUCGCAAUUCUUCAAUUAUACCUAUAUAUGGUGCAUCAAUGUCAACAACAACCACCACAACACAAAAAUCUACUCAUGUUGAUCGCUGAGUAUUCAUUGGCUUGGGAAAUCUGCGGCGUCAGAAUUCGCUUCUUGUUACCGCUGUACAUGUGACUCCGUGUUCCAGGAUCCAUCUUUUACUAUUGUCAAAAUCAACUUUCCAGUAGAACAUUUAUCCACAAACUUAAGACUGACCAGCCCGAGAACACUACCCACUAUCAAUGAUAGUCCAUGUCCUACAAUACAUUCUUUUAUUCUGCAAACCUAUUAAUUCCACUCUCCCGUAAAGCACACACGUCUUAGAGAAGGUUUGUUUGCUAUUGCCAAAGAGGCCGGAUUGUAUAUUCUAGGUGGCUAUCACAGAUCGUUCUGUUUUAGUCAUCUCCAUACUGUGAUACAACAUCUAGUAUAGAACAAGGGCAUUGUAUGGAGCAGUAACAUGAGAUCUGUAUGUUAGAUGUUACUAAUGUUUGCACCAGUCAAAGUAGAUUAUUGUGCUGCUGACCGUACUCGCCAUGGCCGCUCAAUGGCGUAUAUGUAUUCCAGCAGUCUGCCAAAUGGAAACUCACAUGUGUUGAAGUCACUGUCUGAUUAUUUAACUCGCACAUCUAUGUCAAAUGAGGCAGAGACAUUGGAUGGCGGUAAUGGUGGAAACCUCUGCUAGUACUCUAGGUCAUUCUAUUGUGACGCAAGGUCUACAGGCACAGUAAUCUAAUGGUUUUAUAUUUCUGUGUUUCCAUUAAGGGUGAUAAGAACCGGAAUGGAUUUUUGUUUGCUUAUUUUAUUUUGAAUUUAUCAAAUGCGUGAGAAUCCAGGUUUGGAAGUACACAGACCAUACGAGAAGUUGCGUUAUAUGAAAGUUUUGAUUUGAGAUACAACAUUUCAGGGUGUUGGUAAGACUUGGUUAGGUAGGAAAGUUUUUAGUUAUUUAUUUACCCCCCUCCGGGGCACAUCAGACUUCCAUUUACUUUACUGCGGUUCGGCUUUUGGAGCCUAGAAUGCGGUAUAAGUGCACGUGCCAAAUGCAAGUCAUGUGACCACCCUUAUAUUGGCUAACUGCACAUUUUAUAUGCAAGCUUUAGAGACUGCCGGGGGGGCGGCUAUCUGACAUGUGACAGGUAUAUUGUGCACUUUGGUUUGAUGGUCCAUAUUGGAGCAUCAAUAUCCGAUGUGCCCAACUCUAAAUACAGGUGCAGAUCCAUUUUAUUUAAGGGCACAACACAUGCCCGGCUUGUGUACCACCCUGUAUCACCCCUGCCAUGUCUAAGUCAGGCCAGAUCAGUCUCCAUUAUACGUUUUACUGUAUUUCAUCAUUUAGGGAAUGAGCCCCACUAUGCCAUCCAUUUAUUUUAUUUUUUUACCCUUUUAAUUAUUUUCCAAGAAUUUAGAUACAUUUUUAACUUAUUAUUAAAGACCUCACUUCCAUCAUUCUAGAGACCUGCCUCUGUUUUGCAUAACCAGAUAGGCUUCCUGUGUUGUAAAAUAUCUUUAUGCUUUGUGUUAUGCAAUGUUUUCAUUAAAAAUCAAACAUUUUAAAUAUUUGAAA